Haemonchus placei is the source of this 627-nucleotide messenger RNA. NCBI's taxonomy places the organism in Eukaryota, Metazoa, Nematoda, Chromadorea, Rhabditida, Trichostrongylidae. The record is from the annotation of a GenBank genome assembly.
AUGCAGGCUUACCACGUUCAACGUGCCGAACCAACAGGAUUUCAAGCCUUGGUUAUUUACAAUUCAGAAGGAAAACCUCCAAUUGAUAUGGCUGGUAGUAAAUACGCUGAUUCGGUGCGCAUUCCGGUGCUCAUGAUCUCUUAUCAAUGUAUGCUAGCGAUUAACAAUACAUAUCCAGCUAGUCAGGGGUAUAUCGUACAGAUUAAAGUGUCGCCGGGUUACUAUGACCUGUUUCGCUACCUUAUUCCAUUCGUAGUAGUCGUAGGAUUCUGCUUUAUUGUUCUUCUGAUCAGUUUGAUAUUGAAGGCGAUUCGAUUGUGCCGUGAGCGCAGGCGCGUCGCUCGAAAACGUCUAUCGAAACGGAAUCUCCGCAAGAUUCCGACAAAAAAGUUUCGCAAAGGAGACGAACCUGAAACGUGCGCCAUAUGUCUGGAUGACUUUAUCGAGGGGGAAAAGCUGCGUGUUUUGCCAUGUCGCCACACGUAUCAUUGCAAUUGCAUCGAUCCAUGGCUGACUCAAAACCGUAAAGUUUGUCCCAUGUGUAAACGACGUGUCGGCGCAAAGAAUUCGGAUUCUGAAUCUAGUGACGAGGAAAGGCGACAGGAGGUAGCGUCCCUUGUUUCUUAA